This is a messenger RNA of Pygoscelis adeliae (Adelie penguin), 2575 nucleotides long. It is a transcript of the gene PBX1, whose product is annotated as pre-B-cell leukemia homeobox 1. The transcript has 10 exons. Lineage: Eukaryota; Metazoa; Chordata; Aves; Sphenisciformes; Spheniscidae. Gene Ontology annotation, molecular function: DNA-binding transcription factor activity, RNA polymerase II-specific; RNA polymerase II cis-regulatory region sequence-specific DNA binding. Gene Ontology annotation, biological process: eye development; neuron development; embryonic organ development. The coding region runs from base 1 to 1233 and encodes 410 amino acids. The record is from RefSeq and is a predicted model, not a curated record. Gene Ontology annotation, cellular component: nucleus.
AUGGGAGAGUCCCUGCCAGAGUUUGAGACAGUGGGCAGAGUAGCUGUUAGGAGGAGGAGGAAAUCACGCACUUUCUCCCUGGCCAGACCCGGGGCAGUGAGGGGAUCUUCCUUUGGAAAGUUGCAGGAAUUGAAACAUGCUUUAAACUGCCACAGGAUGAAGCCAGCCCUCUUUAAUGUCUUGUGUGAAAUCAAAGAAAAAACAGUGCUGAGCAUCCGGGGAGCGCAGGAAGAGGAGCCCACGGACCCCCAGCUGAUGCGGUUAGACAACAUGCUCCUGGCCGAGGGGGUAGCGGGCCCUGAAAAAGGAGGUGGCUCAGCUGCUGCUGCUGCCGCUGCCGCCGCAUCGGGAGGAGCCGGCUCUGACAACUCGGUGGAGCAUUCUGACUACAGAGCCAAACUCUCCCAGAUCCGGCAGAUCUACCACACAGAGCUGGAGAAGUACGAGCAGGCAUGCAACGAAUUCACCACCCACGUGAUGAACCUGCUGCGUGAGCAGAGCCGGACCCGACCUAUCUCGCCAAAGGAGAUAGAGCGGAUGGUGAGCAUCAUCCACCGCAAGUUCAGCUCCAUCCAGAUGCAGUUGAAGCAAAGCACGUGUGAAGCCGUCAUGAUCUUGCGCUCCCGAUUUCUGGACGCACGGCGGAAGAGACGAAACUUCAACAAGCAGGCUACGGAAAUCCUGAAUGAAUAUUUCUAUUCCCAUCUCAGCAACCCUUACCCCAGUGAGGAAGCCAAAGAAGAGCUAGCCAAGAAAUGCGGCAUCACAGUCUCACAGGUAUCAAACUGGUUUGGAAAUAAGAGAAUCCGGUACAAGAAGAACAUAGGUAAAUUUCAAGAGGAAGCCAAUAUUUAUGCUGCCAAAACGGCUGUCACGGCUACCAAUGUGUCAGCCCAUGGAAGCCAGGCUAACUCACCCUCAACUCCCAAUUCAGCUGGUUUUUCCAGUUCUUUUAACAUGUCAAACUCUGGAGAUUUGUUCAUGAGCGUGCAGUCUCUCAAUGGGGAUUCUUACCAAGGGGCCCAGGUUGGAGCCAACGUGCAGUCACAGGUGGAUACCCUUCGCCAUGUUAUCAGCCAGACAGGAGGAUACAGUGACGGACUCGCAGCAAGUCAGAUGUAUAGUCCGCAGGGCAUCAGUGCUAAUGGAGGUUGGCAAGACGCUACUACCCCGUCGUCGGUGACCUCCCCCACAGAAGGCCCUGGCAGCGUUCACUCUGAUACCUCCAACUGAUCUCCCAGCAAAUUGCAUCCCUGGCUGAGCCGGCCCCGGCGGGGGCGGGAGGGGAGGGGGCCUCUCCUAACACCGCAGCAGUCAGACUGGAGGUGAACCCAAUCAGCACACACAAGAAGACUCCUUCUCUUCUCUUCUCUUCGUCGGGAUGCUUUUUUCAGCCAAUCUGGACACUUCUUUAUACUCUCUUCCCUUUCUUUUCUGGGUAGAAACCGCUCUCCCCCUCCCUGCCACCGCCACAACACCACUCCCUUCCCCUCACCCCUUCCCACCGAAGGAUGUGUCGACAGGUAGAAGGAUUUAAGGAGGAAAAGCAAAAAUCAACUGCCGCCACACAAAACAACCCCAAAGCAGUGUACGGCCUCACGCUGGGCAUCUUUCUGAGGAGCCACAAACGUACCUCAGUCACGUCUCGCUCCUUUACUAGCAGGCAGCCCCUCUCGCCCCCCCAUCUCUCAUGCUACCUCUCCAUAGGGGAACACCACCGCAGCCCCGCUGCCGCCUUGUCUCCGCUGGCCCUGGCCGCAGCCAGCACAUCGCCUCCCCGUGCCCAGCCCUGCCUUGGUGAGCUGUCCAUCGGGCACUGCCGGUGACGGGGCGGGUAGAUGCAGCCCCCUGUGCACGUAGAAGGAGCCAGCGUGCUCUUCGUCGCUUCCAAAAGGUACUGGCCCAUUCCCAGCCCUGGGGAAACUGCCAGCACUUCCCGGUUCCUGCCCUGCUCCACCGCACAUCCCAAAGCUGGGUGAGCCAUGAAACCCUGCCAUCCUCCCUGCUCGCUGUUGAAGGGGAAGAGAGGAGGGAAGGAAACGAGGCAGAGGUGGACAAGAAAUGGCCAUCGCUGAUAACGAAGGCACUGAGCACCUCCGCGGUGUUGUACAGAAUCAGGUGUAGAUGGUUGAUGGGACCCCAGCAGUUCUCUCACAGCACCUAGGGAGGCCAGCGGUAGAGUUUUUUCUGGCAAGGAGAGUGUCACAGGGUGUUGGCUUGUGUUUUCGGGAGCAUACCAUGCUGCAGAAGAGGAGGAGGUGGGUUCCCCAGUGCAGGCAGGACCCACAGAGGUUGGUGGCACCCGCUGCGUUCCCGAAGCCCUGCCAGGCAGGCAGCAAGGGACAGGCAGCAGGAUCCCAGGGGCUGGAUGCGGUGGGGUGAGCAUGUUGUGUGCUUUUGGUAAUGGUUAAUGCAACAGGUUUGCUUGAGGGUGAAGGCUCUGCAAGAUGGGUGGAUGCCCUGCUUGGGGAUGUCUUUCAACUGAUGCUGCUGGUUUUAUUGGGGGAGUGGCAUUCCCAAGUCACGGGAACACUCGUGGGGUUUCUGGUCCGCUUUUUGGACAAGUGGUGAUGGG